AUGGGCUACAGGGUCGGCUACAUAGCCUGGCCCCUGGGGCCAGGGGCGGACGCGUUACUGGGGCAGGAGCUGCUCAAGGUCCAAGACACGAUCCCAAUCUGCCCCCCCACGCUCAGCCAGCACGUCGCCCUCGCCGCCCUGCAGCUGGGCGGAAGCUACGUAGCAGCCAACGUGGCCGCGCUUGCGACCAACCGCGCCGCGCUGCUAGACGCGCUGUCGCCGCUCAACGCCGCGGCCGACGGCGACGGCGGCACGGCGGCGCCGCCCGCGGUCGCGGGCGGGGAGGGCGCGAUCUACUUCUGGGCGCGGCUGCCGCGCGGAUUCGAAAACAGCGACGAGCAGGUGGUGGCCUGGCUGAUCUCAGAUCACGGGGUGUGCCUGAUCCCGGGGUCGGCGUGCGGCUGCCCCGGGUACGUGCGGGCGGCGUUUGCAAACUUGAAACCAGACGUGUGCGCGGAGGCCGCGGCGCGGCUGAAGAGGGGGCUGGCGCAGCUGGUGGCCGAGGGGCCGGCUGUGCUCGCGGGCAGCGCCAAUGCACCGGCGCCGCCGCUGGCAGCCGCGGCGCGCGCGGGCGCGGCCGUGACCGUUUGA
This is a messenger RNA of Monoraphidium neglectum, 591 nucleotides long. RefSeq lists its product as hypothetical. Lineage: Eukaryota; Viridiplantae; Chlorophyta; Chlorophyceae; Sphaeropleales; Selenastraceae. The coding region runs from base 1 to 591 and encodes 196 amino acids. Gene Ontology annotation, biological process: biosynthetic process. Gene Ontology annotation, molecular function: pyridoxal phosphate binding. The record is from RefSeq and is a predicted model, not a curated record. The transcript is spliced from 2 exons.